This is a messenger RNA of Fusarium pseudograminearum CS3096, 1026 nucleotides long. RefSeq lists its product as uncharacterized. Bases 1 to 1026 code for a protein of 341 amino acids. NCBI's taxonomy places the organism in Eukaryota, Fungi, Ascomycota, Sordariomycetes, Hypocreales, Nectriaceae. The record is from RefSeq and is a predicted model, not a curated record. The transcript has 5 exons.
AUGGUUAGCAUUAAUGCUUCAAUUGCUAUCCAGGCAAUUCUUCUUGUCUUGACCUUUGCUGUUCUCAUCCUCCGAGGCUGGGCGCGCGUACUCUCCCACCAACCGAUCUUCACACCGACCGAUCUAUUUGCUUGGGCAGGAUGGGUAUUUACACUGGGAUGGUUCAUCUGUUCGACAUUGGCCCUUCGGAUCCUUAUCGAUAACCCUGCCUACACGACCGAGCUUCUCGUCGAUUCAGAGGAAUACCUCAAGAUCGUUUUUGUGGCGCAGUACUUUUUCGACAUCGGAAUCUACCUCCCCAAGAUCUCCAUCACCAUGUUUUACUGGAAUUUGAUACCGAGGAUUUCUGGACGACUCAAGAACGCGCUGUUGGCAGUGUCCAUCUACCUGGGCUGCUGUCUCACUGCGACAGUCCUUACCGACACCUUUAUAUGUCAGCCCAUCUCCGACAACUGGUCUAUCCCGAACCAACUCAAGUCGACAUGGAACUCGUACGCCGCCUUUGUCAUCCAAUGGGUCCUAAACUGGUCUACAGAUUUGGUCGCGUUUCUAUAUCCCUUCUUCCUUCUUAAGCAUAUUGCCCUUCGCAAGGAACAGAAGCUUGCCCUUGUUGGCGUGUUUUCUCUGGGUGCCAUCACCCUCAUGGUUAGUCUUUCGCGAUUCAUCGCAUAUAAUGCGACGGAUUUUGAACUCGAAGACGAGUCAGGCAACAUCUUAUCCACUGCAGAGAUGACUACAGCCGUUAUAGUUGUUUGCCUCCCCGGUCUUCGAAGAUUUAUCUCACGUGGUAAAUCACCUGGCCAAUCGUCAGGGCCAUCGAGUGACUACGCCAAUGGAACAGCCAACAAUGCUACACCGCGAACAAGGCAUCCACCGUCAGCCUAUCAAAAAUGGGGAGUGAGAGACGAUGAAAUCGGAUUAGUCACCGAGAUUCGUGGUGGAAACUCGACAGAGCUGACCGACGUAGAACGUAACGCUGAUGGGAAAAGUGUGUUUGUGACGCAUAGUAUCACGUCAAAUACAUAG